Saccostrea cuccullata (small rock oyster) is the source of this 1209-nucleotide messenger RNA. RefSeq names its product atypical chemokine receptor 3-like. Gene Ontology annotation, molecular function: G protein-coupled receptor activity. Bases 1 to 1095 code for a protein of 364 amino acids. Lineage: Eukaryota; Metazoa; Mollusca; Bivalvia; Ostreida; Ostreidae. The record is from RefSeq and is a predicted model, not a curated record. The transcript is spliced from 2 exons. Gene Ontology annotation, cellular component: plasma membrane. Gene Ontology annotation, biological process: G protein-coupled receptor signaling pathway.
AUGGUGGAAAUAGGUAAUAAUAUAACUGGGAAUACUUCUGCUCUCUGUGCCAAUGAUUUCUGUAAAAUUGCAAAUUACAUUUGGAUCAUCUUAUCACCUGUAAUUUUUGUUUUCGGGUUGACCAGUGGAUUUCUAAUGAUUUUAGUGUUGGUUCGGAUAAAAUUCCAGCGAUCACCACUGAUGUUCUUUAUAUUUGUCCUAACUGUGACAGAUAUAAGUAUUUUGUGUGUCGGUCUUGUAAGAAUUUGGAUUUUAGAAACAUGGGACUUUGACAUUAGAGAAUUAUCGGACGUAUCCUGUAGCAUUUUUCAUUUUCUUAUCUAUUUCUUGAUGCAAUAUUCUUCAUGGAUACUUGUGUUUGUAACCCUGGAGCGUUUCAUUAAAUGUAAAUAUAUAAUGUAUAAAUCAUUGAUCACUAUGAAGAAAUGUACAUACAUGGUGAUAUCUGUGUUCAUCCUUCUUGCAGCUUUAAACUCGCAUUAUUUUUGGACACAUAGUUUUGUCAUCACAGAAAACAAUACUACUAGUUGCAAUGUCACGCCAGGGUAUGAAAGGUUUGACGACUGGUACAUUAAAAUUGACCUGUUUAUCUUGUGUGUGAUUCCAUUUUGUAUUAUGCUUUCUCUGGACAUUAUAAUUAUGAAGAGUUUGAAAGCAGCACGCACGUUCCGAAGAUCCUCCAUAGCUGCUCCACAAGUGUACAAUCGGAUGAAGAAGAUGGACCGAAAACUAACCAAAAUGUCCGUCAUCACGAACAGUUAUUUUCUCGUGUCUACACUACCUGUUUCAUUAUUAUUUAUCCUGACUGUGUAUCUUAAUAGUGCAGCAGAGCCUUUGUAUUCGAUCUUUACACUGUGUGGAAGCAUAGUAUAUACUUUACAGUAUAGUAACUAUGCCGUAAACUACGUAUUUUACACAAUUUAUGAUAAAAGGAUCAGAAAAGAACUCAAACGAAUUUUAAGGAUCGCAAAGCCUAGGUUUGUACAACAAGGCAGUCAGUACACGCUGCGGUCCAGCUCCAUGGAGACGUCUCAGUCGUUAUCAGCCACCUCUACAAACGUAUCCAUUAGAAGUAUCUCGGGGAACGUCACGUGAUUGUUAGAACCAGACAAAACACAAAACAUGACUGUCCUGUAAAGCAAAUCAAAUACAGGCUUGUAUAGCUGAGAGGGCAAAGUUUUAUGUCGAAUAAACAUAAUUUUUAUUGAA